AUGGAGAAGAACGCCAAGAUUGUCAUAAUCGGGGCCGGAAUAUUUGGGCUCUCUACAGCCUAUCAGCUUGCUUCUGAAGGUCACCGAAACAUCGUUGUUCUCGACCGACACAUGCCACCAGUACCGGAUGGAUCUAGCUCUGACAUCUCCCGUGUCGUUCGUUUCGACUACGCCGAUGAAGACUACCUUGGACUCGCCUACGAGGCCUAUGUGAAGUGGCGGGACGAUGCUAAAUACCAAGGCAUUUUCGAACGCGCUCGAUACAUCCUGGUCGGCAAGACUAGUCCGUAUGGACAAGACUGGAUUACCAAGACGACGUCUGCACUCACUAAGAAGAAUCUGCCAUGGACAAAGCUUAAAGAUGCUGCGGCGGCGAGAAAGGAAUUCCCUGUGCUCUCAGGAGAGCUUGCGACGCCGGGGUUUUUUGGUUACCAUAAUCAACAGGCUGGGUGGGCCGAUGCCGCCAAAGCGGUUACCCAGCUUCGGGAUGACUGCUUCGAACUUGGUGUUUCCUUAAUCGCCGGUCGGAGUGGAACCGUGAUUGACUUCGAAACUGAUUCCCAGAAAAGCAUCAAAGCAGCCUUGACACUUGAUGGUAACCGAGUCGCGGGUGAUCAUUUCAUAUUGUCGACCGGAGCCUGGACUUCGGGCCUGGUUCCCAUGUACAAUUCCGUCUUGUCAACAGGUCACGUCAUCGGAUAUGUCAAACUAACCCCAGAAGAGAUUCGGAAGUACAAAAAUCUCCCAAUCUAUGCAAACUUCUCCACCGGAUGGUUUAAUUUCCCUCCUCACCGAGAUACCGGUAUGCUCAAGAUGGCAAUUCAUGGAUGGGGAUACACACGUACCCCUAGACAAGAGGAUAUUACUGCCAUUCAGUCCAAUAUUUCCUCUCCGCCACUCAUCCCCCCUCGAGAACGACGAAAUUUCGUCCCGCAGGACGGUGAGACCCGUUUACGAGAGGGUCUCCGCGAGAUUCUCCCAGAGCUGGCUGACAGGCCAUUCGAUAAGCUUGCACUAUGCUGGUACACUGACACCCCGAGUGGCAACUUCAUCAUGGACUAUCAUCCAGACUAUGCCAACCUCUUUGUCGGAGGAGCCGGCAGUGGACAUGCAUUCAAAUUCCUUCCCGUACUUGGAAAAUACAUGUCACUUGCUCUGAAGAAGAACCUGCCUGAGCAGCUUGCGGAGAAAUGGCGAUUCCGAAAAGAGUACGCAUCGCAGACCGACACUUUUCUGGGCGAUGGCAGCCGCGGAGGACCAGCUAGACGAGAACUGGAUACCGAGGAAAAGGCCAAGUUGUAG
Penicillium cosmopolitanum is the source of this 1302-nucleotide messenger RNA. Its product is annotated as NAD(P)/FAD-dependent oxidoreductase. NCBI's taxonomy places the organism in Eukaryota, Fungi, Ascomycota, Eurotiomycetes, Eurotiales, Aspergillaceae. Bases 1 to 1302 code for a protein of 433 amino acids. The transcript has 3 exons. Gene Ontology annotation, molecular function: flavin adenine dinucleotide binding; sarcosine oxidase activity; L-pipecolate oxidase activity. The record is from RefSeq and is a predicted model, not a curated record.